CCGCCGGGCCGGGGCCGGGGCCGGGGCCGGGAUCGGGGCCGGGAUCGGGGCCGGGGCCGGUGGGUGCCCGCCGCCAUGUACGACUGCCUGGAGGCGCUGGCGGGGCCGCGGCGGCUGCACGACGUGACCAACCGCGGGGCCUGCGCCCUGCGCAAGGCGGGGUACGGGCCGCGCUGCGGGGCCCUGCCGCCCUUCGCCUGGCCGCCGCCCGCCCGCCGCGCUGUGGAGACCCAGAGCCGGAGCUCGGAGGAGAUGGUGCCCAGCUCGCCCUCGCCGCCCCCCCCGCCCCGCGUCUACAAGCCCUGCUUCGUCUGCAGCGACAAGUCCUCGGGCUACCACUACGGCGUCAGCUCCUGCGAGGGCUGCAAGGGCUUUUUCCGCCGCAGCAUCCAGAAGAACAUGGUGUACACGUGCCACCGGGACAAGAACUGCCAGAUCAACAAGGUGACGCGCAACCGCUGCCAGUUCUGCCGCCUCCAGAAGUGCUUCGAGGUCGGCAUGUCCAAGGAAGCCGUCCGUAACGACAGGAACAAGAAGAAGAAGGAGGUGAAGGAGGAGGUGACGGCCGAGAGCUACGAGCUGAGCCCGGAGCUGGAGGAGCUGGUGCAGAAGGUCAGCAGAGCCCACCAGGAGACCUUCCCCUCCCUCUGCCAGCUGGGCAAAUACACCACGAACUCGAGCGCUGACCACCGGGUGCAGCUGGACCUGGGGCUGUGGGACAAGUUCAGCGAGUUGGCCACCAAGUGCAUCAUCAAGAUCGUGGAGUUCGCCAAGCGCCUGCCCGGCUUCACCGCCCUCAGCAUGGCCGACCAGAUCACCCUCCUCAAGGCCGCGUGCCUCGAUAUCCUGAUGCUGCGGAUCUGCACGCGCUACACGCCGGAGCAGGACACCAUGACCUUCUCGGACGGGCUGACGCUGAACCGCACGCAGAUGCACAACGCCGGCUUCGGGCCCCUCACCGACCUCGUCUUCGCCUUCGCCGGGCAGCUGCUGCCCCUCCAGAUGGACGACACCGAGACCGGGCUGCUCAGUGCCAUCUGCCUCAUCUGCGGAGACCGCAUGGACCUGGAGGAGCCGGAGAAGGUGGAGAAGCUGCAGGAGCCGCUGCUGGAAGCGCUGAAGGUGUACGCGCGCCGGCGCCGGCCCCGCCAGCCCCACAUGUUCCCCCGCAUGCUCAUGAAGAUCACCGACCUGCGUGGCAUCAGCACCAAGGGCGCAGAGCGAGCCAUCACGCUGAAGAUGGAGAUCCCGGGGCCGAUGCCCCCCCUCAUCCGGGAGAUGCUGGAGAACCCCGAGAUGUUCCAGGAGGAGGAGGCGGCGCAGCCCCCCCCCCCCCCGGAGCCCCCUGCUGCCCAGGACAGCCCCCCCGGCCCCCCCGCUUCCCCAUAGCCCCCUGCCCUUGCUGGGGGGGCCACCAUAACCCUCCACCGGGGUUGGACAUUCACAACUGCCUUCCAGGGCCCCCCCCUUGCUCCGGGGAGGGGGAGCCCCCAUGGUGUGCCCCCCCCC
This is a messenger RNA of Aquila chrysaetos chrysaetos, 1509 nucleotides long. RefSeq names its product retinoic acid receptor gamma (gene RARG). The record is from RefSeq and is a predicted model, not a curated record. The transcript has 8 exons. NCBI's taxonomy places the organism in Eukaryota, Metazoa, Chordata, Aves, Accipitriformes, Accipitridae. Bases 76 to 1389 code for a protein of 437 amino acids. Gene Ontology annotation, molecular function: nuclear glucocorticoid receptor binding; zinc ion binding; nuclear receptor activity. Gene Ontology annotation, cellular component: nucleus; transcription regulator complex. Gene Ontology annotation, biological process: regulation of transcription by RNA polymerase II; retinoic acid receptor signaling pathway; cellular response to corticotropin-releasing hormone stimulus.